This is a messenger RNA of Naegleria lovaniensis, 627 nucleotides long. RefSeq lists its product as uncharacterized. The transcript has a single exon. Bases 1 to 627 code for a protein of 208 amino acids. Lineage: Eukaryota; Heterolobosea; Eutetramitea; Acrasida; Naegleriidae. The record is from RefSeq and is a predicted model, not a curated record.
AUGGAAAAUCGUAUGAAUAAAAUGAAUCGAAAUCCUCUCUCUUUGAAUGAAUUUACAUACGAUUUUUCGGGCUUCGAGCGAACUGUCCACGAAGGCGUGCCUUUGAUCAAUAUAACAAAAUUAGCAAAAACCAACAAAACCUCCAAAACAAAGACCCACAAUGCAUACCAACCGACAAAAUAUGCUCCUGUAGAGCAUACUAACCCAUCUCACUCAGCAAAAUAUGUUGAUUAUUUGUGGGCUGUGAAAUUCUUGAGCUCUCGUGAUAAUGUUCAGCAGGAAGAGUUUUUGCAAUGGGUGGCUGUUUGUUUGUUUCAACAAUUAGAGUAUGGGAGUUGUCAACCUAUCACAAUUAGUGAAAACAACUCUUCGACCAGUACUAUUGAUGAUUCUAACAACAUUGAUGUGCAUUCUAGUUUUGGAUUGUCUUGUUCAAACUGUGGACAUUCGCAUAUAACAGGGAAAUCAAUCUCUAAGAAGAGAAUAUGGUCUCUCACUGAAAAUAUUCACGCUGGUCAUAUUCUUGGAGUGGAACGAGCGACAGCAGCAGGAGGAAGGGCAAAAGAAGAUAACAAGAAGACUCCUAGGAACAAGUGGUAUUCCAAGAGUUCCGAAGAAUAUAUUUAA